Sorex fumeus (smoky shrew) is the source of this 2107-nucleotide messenger RNA. It is a transcript of the gene SNX6, whose product is annotated as sorting nexin 6. Gene Ontology annotation, biological process: intracellular protein transport. Gene Ontology annotation, molecular function: phosphatidylinositol binding; dynactin binding. Bases 82 to 1368 code for a protein of 428 amino acids. Lineage: Eukaryota; Metazoa; Chordata; Mammalia; Eulipotyphla; Soricidae. The record is from RefSeq and is a predicted model, not a curated record. Gene Ontology annotation, cellular component: endosome. The transcript has 13 exons.
UCUCGGCGGCGCCGAGCCCGGGACGCGCGGUGGGGGCGGCGGGCGCGGGGCGGGCGCGGGGGCCGCGCCGGCCUGGCACUAAUGUCUCCCUUUGUGUCUCCCCUACUCCAUCCUCUUCCCCGCGCGGCCUGCCGGGCCCCGGCGCCCCGACAGGAAGGCCUGGACGACGGCCCCGACUUCCUCUCGGAGGAGGACCGCGGACUUAAAGCAAUUAAUGUAGAUCUUCAAAGUGAUGCUGCUCUGCAGGUGGACAUUUCUGACGCUCUUAGUGAGAGAGACAAAGUAAAAUUCACUGUUCACACAAAGAGUUCAUUGCCAAAUUUUAAGCAAAAUGAAUUUUCUGUUGUUCGACAACAUGAGGAAUUUAUCUGGCUGCAUGAUUCCUUCGUUGAAAAUGAAGAUUAUGCAGGUUACAUUAUCCCACCAGCACCACCACGACCUGAUUUUGAUGCUUCAAGGGAAAAACUUCAAAAACUUGGAGAAGGAGAAGGGUCCAUGACAAAAGAAGAAUUCACAAAAAUGAAACAGGAACUGGAAGCUGAAUAUUUGGCAAUAUUCAAGAAGACUGUUGCAAUGCAUGAAGUAUUCCUAUGUCGUGUGGCAGCACAUCCUAUUUUGAGAAAAGAUUUAAAUUUCCACGUCUUCUUGGAAUAUAAUCAAGAUUUGAGUGUACGAGGGAAAAAUAAAAAAGAAAAGCUUGAAGAUUUCUUUAAAAACAUGGUUAAAUCAGCAGAUGGGGUAAUCGUUUCAGGAGUAAAGGAUGUAGAUGAUUUCUUUGAGCAUGAACGAACAUUCCUUUUAGAAUACCAUAACCGAGUUAAGGAUGCAUCUGCUAAAUCUGAUAGGAUGACAAGAUCCCACAAAAGUGCUGCUGAUGAUUACAAUAGAAUUGGUUCUUCAUUAUAUGCUUUAGGAACUCAGGAUUCUACAGAUAUAUGCAAGUUUUUCCUCAAGGUUUCAGAAUUGUUUGAUAAAACAAGAAAAAUAGAAGCACGAGUGUCUGCUGAUGAGGACCUCAAACUUUCUGACCUUUUAAAAUAUUACUUAAGAGAAUCUCAAGCUGCUAAGGAUCUCCUCUAUCGAAGAUCUAGGUCACUGGUGGAUUAUGAAAAUGCUAAUAAAGCACUGGAUAAAGCAAGAGCAAAAAAUAAAGAUGUUCUACAAGCCGAGACUUCCCAACAAUUAUGUUGUCAGAAAUUUGAAAAAAUAUCUGAAUCUGCAAAACAAGAACUUAUAGAUUUUAAGACAAGAAGAGUUGCUGCAUUCAGAAAAAAUUUAGUGGAACUGGCAGAGCUAGAACUGAAGCAUGCAAAGGGUAACCUGCAGCUACUACAGAACUGCCUGGCAGUGUUGAAUGGAGACACAUAAGCCACACUCCACCCCCUGGUUACAAAGGGCUGCCUUCCUUCGGAUUUCAUUUUUGUUUUCUUAAUGAUGUUAGGCAUUUACUGCUCACUGGAAACAAACAGCUGACAAAGUGCAUCUACUCUCCUUUCCUUUCUGAGUAACAAGGGAGUGGGGCUGCCCUAAGCGCUGCAGCCCUCAGGAACAGCGUUCUCCCGCGUCAGUGAGCCCGGACCAUCUCCCGCAGUCCAUCAUUGUCGGUCCUGCCUUUCUCCUCCGGGGCCCAAAGCUCCUCCUUUUUUACAGUAGCCUCUGUAACUGUGUUUAUUUUAAUGAAUGGUAUUCCUUACGGCUGCCAAUCUAUUUACCUUUAAGUGAUUUCUGAAGUUUAACUCUUUCCAAAAUACAUUGUUCAAACAAGAGAAAGAUUGCUUUUCCUAUUUUUUUUUAUUUUGUUUUAAAAAAACAUUGCAUACCACCGCAGAUUAUUCACGUAUCCUGGGAGAGCAUCUUAAUCAGACUUAUUUUUAAUUAAUGAAUAUUUCUUAGACAUUUUGGGACAGACUUUCUGUAAUCUUUCUAAGUAUGAUUUCUGAAAAGCAGCAAAUGCAUUAUUAGUAUGUUUGCCUUAAACUUGUAGACUAAACCAAUUAUUGUCAAAUAAACAGUGAUAACAAUGAUACUUUUUAAACUGGUUCAUUGUAUCACUUUAAAAAUUUGGAGUAGCUAUAAUAAAAUGCUCUGAUGUAUACUUUACAGUGCA